AUGACUCAUCUUCCCUUUGAGCUCAUCUAUAUCAUUCUCGAGAACCUGGAGAAAGAUGUGAAAGAUAGCCUUGCACCUCCCUAUAGAAACGAUCUACAUCACGACCGCCAAAUCGGCCAGAAUGAUUGGCAGAGCUUAUUCCUAACGUUAUCUACAAUACUGAAUUUGUCGCUAGCCAGCCGCAAUCAUCGAAUACAGAUAGCUCCGAGACUAGCUCAUCAUCUGGCACUCGUUUUGAAGCAAGUUGCCAUUGCUCCAUGGCCUUUGAUUGACACGCCUGAAACGGAAAUCAAUGUGCAUGGGAGUGUUCGAUCGCUCUUGAGUCUGGCACGAUAUGUCAAAAGCAUCGAUGCCCUGGACACAAGACUUCAAGCUUGGGCUGUCCAUCAGACUCUACCAGUAAAGCCCUGGUAUCCUAACUGCGGCCCUCUUUGGCAAGCUGUAAAACACCGCUCUCUCUGCUGGGCCGAAUUCCUCAUGCCCCAAUUUUACCGCCUUCAAUGCUUGGCACCAACCACAUUUUGUCCGAGAUACAAUGCGAAGAAAGACAGGCUUGAACUCUUCACCUGUACAAUGGCUGAGGAGGAGAUGGCGUUGAAACGCGAUGAGGAUUUCGAGGGUCUCAAUUUCCGAGAGAUGGAAAAGGCAAUGGAGCUCGACAAGAACAGCGGAUGUCGAAAAGUGCUAUUCAAGUACUGCAGAAGGUACGAUUGA
Molecule: messenger RNA, 714 nt
Organism: Bacidia gigantensis
Lineage: Eukaryota; Fungi; Ascomycota; Lecanoromycetes; Lecanorales; Ramalinaceae
Exons: 1
Coding region: 1-714 (237 amino acids)
Source: RefSeq, a predicted model, not a curated record